AUGGGAAAGGGACAGUCAAAGCUAUCGCCAGAACAGCUGUCGGAUCUGCAGAAGAACACGUAUUUCGACCGAAAGGAGCUACAGCAAUGGUACAAAGGCUUCUUGAAGGAUUGCCCGUCGGGUGUGCUGGACAAGGCAGAGUUCUGCCGGAUCUACAAGCAGUUCUUCCCUUUUGGUGACUCAGAGCAGUUCGCGCAAUACGUGUUCAAUGUGUUCGACGAGAACAAGAACGGGACAAUCGACUUUAAAGAGUUCAUAUGCGCACUCAGCGUCACUAGCCGAGGGCGUCUGGACGAGAAGCUGCGCUGGGCGUUUCAGCUGUACGAUAUCGACGGAGAUGGAAAUAUCACGUACGAUGAGAUGCUCACGAUUGUACGGAGUAUCUAUAAGAUGACAGGGCAGAUGGUUAAGCUUCCUGCCGACGAAGACACGCCCGAGAAGCGUGUCGACAAGAUUUUCCGCAUGAUGGACCGAGAUAAGAACGCGCAACUGUCCUUUGAAGAAUUCCAAGAAGGCUCAAAGCAAGACCCAACGAUCGUCCAAGCGCUCAGCCUGUACGACGGACUUGUGUAG
Molecule: messenger RNA, 573 nt
Organism: Tilletiaria anomala UBC 951
Lineage: Eukaryota; Fungi; Basidiomycota; Exobasidiomycetes; Georgefischeriales; Tilletiariaceae
Product: putative FRQ1-regulator of phosphatidylinositol-4-OH kinase
Exons: 5
Coding region: 1-573 (190 amino acids)
Cellular component (GO): intracellular membrane-bounded organelle; cytosol; membrane
Molecular function (GO): calcium ion binding
Source: RefSeq, a predicted model, not a curated record